Mercurialis annua (annual mercury) is the source of this 1669-nucleotide messenger RNA. RefSeq lists its product as uncharacterized. The transcript has 4 exons. Bases 132 to 1388 code for a protein of 418 amino acids. The record is from RefSeq and is a predicted model, not a curated record. Gene Ontology annotation, biological process: protection from non-homologous end joining at telomere; double-strand break repair via nonhomologous end joining; interstrand cross-link repair. Lineage: Eukaryota; Viridiplantae; Streptophyta; Magnoliopsida; Malpighiales; Euphorbiaceae. Gene Ontology annotation, molecular function: damaged DNA binding; 5'-3' DNA exonuclease activity.
GAAUCAAAAAUUUAAAACUUUCUUUGUCCCGCCAAAUGAAUCAAAAAUAGAAAACAAAGCACACACCAAGACAGCGUCUUCAGAUUGCAGAAUUUUCUAAAAAUAAAAACAUGGCAUAGCAAUUCUAGAAAAUGAAGGAAAGAAAAAUGGAGAAUGGUCUAGUCUCAGUAGACAAAUGGUCAGAGAAGAGCCAAGCAUACUUCUUAACCCAUCUUCACGCAGACCACACACAAGGCUUAACCUCUACAUGGUCCAAAGGCCCUCUCUUCUGCUCCCAACUCACCGCUCACCUCUUCCCUUCCAGAUUCCCAGGCUUCAACCUCUCCUUACUCACCGUCCUCGAUACCGGCCUCUGGCAUUCCAUGCGGCUCGUCUCUCCUUCCUCCGGAUCCCAGACAACCCUCCAAGUCAUGCCCAUUGACGCCCAUCACUGUCCUGGUGCGGUGAUGUUCUUGUUUCGUGGGGAUUUUGGUUGCCUAUUGUUUACUGGGGAUUUUCGAUGGGAGGCAGAGUGUGAGAGUGCGAAAACUGCGAGAGAGAUGCUUGUUGAUGCUCUUAAGGAUAAUGCAGUUGAUGUUCUCUAUUUGGAUAAUACUUAUUGUAAUCCUGCUUUUGAAUUUCCUCCCCGCCUAGUUGCUGCUCGACAGGUUGUUGAUAUCAUUGACUCCCAUCCAGGUUUUGACAUUAUCAUUGGGAUUGACUCUCUAGGGAAGGAAGAUCUUCUAGUUCAUAUUUCAGAUAUGCUAGAGACAAAGAUUUGGGUGUGGCCAGAACGUUUGCAAACCAUGCAUCUUCUUGGGUUCCAUGACAUAUUCACAACUAGAACUUCUUUGACUAGUGUGCGAGCUGUACCUCGAUACAGUUUCAGUAUUGACACUCUAAAUCAAUUGAAUACAAUGCAUCCGACAAUUGGAAUAAUGCCUUCUGGUCUUCCUUGGAUGGUAAAAUCUACAAAAGGGAAUAGCAAUAAAAGCCAGUUGAGUACUGGGACUGAGACCGGGACUGAGAAGAUAGUUCGAGGUGUGGAAAGGUGUCAUGAAUACAUGUAUAUAGUUCCAUACUCGGAUCACUCCUGCUUUUCAGAGAUAAAGGAGUUCGUUGAGCUUGUCCGGCCAACUAGCAUGAAAGGAAUCGUGUCUUCAUCAUCUUCUUAUGUGGAACCUUUUUACUAUUUUGGUGGUCUUUGUGGAGAAAGGCCGAUAUCACAGAAUGAGCAUGAGAAUAAAGAGAGAGACGAGAGAGUGAUUGAUAUUCAAACCAAAUCUUUUUGUGGAAUUCAUAAUACCAUUCAAUCAAGGAGCAUGAAGCCUGUGGGGGUGAGUAGGGUUACGGCAUUGAGAAGAGUAAGCCGCGGUUCCAAACUUGCUGAAAAUGACUCGUCAGAUUAAAGACAUGGGUAAGUAAUGUUCUUCAAUUACUAUGUUUAGCAUUAGCAUUAGCAUUAGCAUUAGUAAUUGAGCAUGUUUUUGCAAAUCUCUAAGAAUUGCUUAAAAUUGAAAAGGUAUAUUCAGUAUCCAUGAAAUAUGAGUGAGGCCAAUGAAUUUCAGGACGAGUUAUCUAAUUGUAAUUUGGACAGAUAUAACUCUAGAAUUCUUUUGAUUUCUUGUGAAUCCAAUAGCAGAGCAUUUAUGUUCAAAUGCAUCGUUGUUUUAAUGAGUUAAUUCUAUUA